Molecule: messenger RNA, 1220 nt
Organism: Lolium perenne
Lineage: Eukaryota; Viridiplantae; Streptophyta; Magnoliopsida; Poales; Poaceae
Source: RefSeq, a predicted model, not a curated record
GGGACCGAAACGAUUCGACAAAGUUCACAUUUCCAAAACUGAAAGCGUGUCCCCCCGUACUCUACCGAUUUCAGGUCAGAGGAUGACGACGACGGCGACGAGGAGAUGGUGGAAGCGGCGCGACGGCAGCGACGACGCCGACGACCUCGUCCCCAUGGACACCCAAGAGCAGGAGGAGCUGGUCCGGUCGCUGGAGCAGAAGCAGGCGCACCACAGCCGCCGUUGGAGGCGCGUCUUUGCGGGGUUCCUCCUCGGCUACGCCGCCUUCCUCGUCUACUCCAGCUUCCACCAUGCCUGGUCUCCCUGGGAACUGCGAUACCAUGCUUACUUUAUGGAAGAUUUGCCUUCACCGAUGGUCAUAUUUUCAGAUUGGAUAGCUGCCCUUGGAUGCUUAUUAGCAGUUAAGGGGCUACUACAAGAAUCGAAUUCUUCCAAGAGGUGGAUGUGGUAUUCAUUGUAUGUCGGCAUGGCAGUUUCCAUCUUCUGGACAUACUACCUCUUGAAGUUACCAAGGAUCCGAUGGGAUGUUGUGUGGCUCCCGCUUGGCCCUUUGAUUGCUUCUGUGUUGAGCCUCUACGUGGACCAUACACUUGUGAAGUCAAUGCAAGAUAUCAGCACAUUGAGGAGCUAUAUGUACAACUUCAAGUCCCUGUAACUUUGAGCACAUGUCUGUCUAGAUCUUGCACUUAGUUGUACAUCGGAUAGGUUGAAUCCUAUCGGUUUUUGCCGUCUUCUCUGUUCUUGCCUUGUGUCAUUGUCAAGGCAAAAUUCUAAAUAGUCUAGUUGCGUCAGCCUAGCAGAGUCUUGGCUCUGGUGGUUAGGUCCCUUGUGGUGGAACCAGCCCACCCAGGUUCAAGUCCUAGACUUGACAUGGGUGUUUGCAUUUACCUGGAUUUAUUCCAGAAUUUAACCGGCGCUAUGCUUUCAGUGGUAGGUGACGUGCCCGUCAACAGCGAGGCGCCAGUGGUGACUUCGUCAACCUCAAGAUAUGCCGGCUCAGUCCCUCGGAGGUGCUCAUAGGGGUAGGGUGUGCGUGCGUGCGUUCAUAGGGGUGUUUGUACGUGCGUGUUUGUGAGCGUCUGCGUUGUACUGUUCUCAAAAAAAAAAAAAAAAAGAGUCUUUCACGUACUUACGAAUUAUCAGGUCACCUCACUAUACGGAAUGCUGAUACGAAUCAUGUACCUUUCGGUUAUGUUGUUACCCAGCUUACUUUUCAUCGA